This is a messenger RNA of Drosophila melanogaster (fruit fly), 987 nucleotides long. It is a transcript of the gene RpL27, whose product is annotated as ribosomal protein L27. Gene Ontology annotation, molecular function: structural constituent of ribosome. Gene Ontology annotation, biological process: translation. The transcript has 2 exons. The record is from RefSeq and is marked reviewed. NCBI's taxonomy places the organism in Eukaryota, Metazoa, Arthropoda, Insecta, Diptera, Drosophilidae. Gene Ontology annotation, cellular component: ribosome. Bases 108 to 515 code for a protein of 135 amino acids.
CCCUUCUUUUCUUUUCGCCCGUUUCCGGUGAGUGGUGUGUUCCGCGUGUAAAUUUUGUUAAAUUUUAGCCAAAAUAUAAAUUUCUACGCUGCGAGCAAACCGCCAAGAUGAGGAAAAUCAUGAAGCAGGGCAAGAUCGUAAUCGUCCUUAGCGGACGUUACGCCGGUCGCAAGGCCAUCAUCGUCAAGACCCACGACGAUGGAACCCCGGAGAAGCCCUUCGGACACGCCCUCGUCGCCGGUAUCGAUCGCUACCCGCGCAAGGUGACCAAGAAGAUGGGCAAGAACAAGCUGAAGAAGAAGUCCAAGGUCAAGCCCUUCCUGAAGAGCCUGAACUACAAUCAUCUGAUGCCCACCCGCUACACGGCGCACGACAUCAGCUUUGAGAAGCUGUCGCCCAAGGACCUGAAGGAUCCCGUAAAGCGCAAGACGCACCGCUUCCAGACCCGCGUCAAGUUCGAGUCCGUCUACAAGGAGGGCAAGAACAAGUGGUUCUUCCAGAAGCUGCGUUUCUAAGCUGCCCAUUCGCUACUUGUGGUUACUGGAUUUGUCGCUCUUUUUUAAGGUUUAAUAAACAAAGAAGUAAUUCUGAUAAAACUGACCGAAGUGGAUCCUGUGCCUUCUUAUUAAGUGUGCAAGUGGGACAAACGUGCCUAUGGUGAUGAAAGUAUAUAGAAUACUUUGAGUAGGAAGUGUACAAGAGGUAUUUGGACCCAAGUCAUCAACAAAUUUCAAAAUAUAAGGCAAAAUAUCAAAUUCGCUUCUGGAUCAUUUUAAAAUAUAGUGCAAAUUCCAUAGCCUUAACCGCCCGAAUCCAAAACAUAAUAGUUACAGUGUCUUUUUUACUUUUUCCUUUACUAAUAAAUAUUCGAACAGAAUAAUACAUUUUGUUUGAAUCAACUUUUCAAUAUUACAAAUCUUUUGGAAAAUUUACAAUUUAAUAUCGCUUUGAUUGACUACUUGUGGAACUUGCUUGGCUUUUGAAGAG